CUCUUUGCCCCGCCCCCUGUUUCAGUUUCGUUUCUCCCUCAGUCCGGGGCAGGUAGGAGGCGCUCUAUACACUAAAGGCGGAACUCGCUUCCCCCGGUGCCAGAGCCAUGUCCGACCCCAGAGUGAGCUCCUACCUCACCAGCCUCCUCUGCAACCAUGAGGGCCGCCUCCGCCGCUCCCAGCUGGGGGACCUCCUGCAACUGCCCCCGGAGCAGAUCGAGCAGAUUCUCCAAGAGGAGCCGCAUCGCUUCUCCGUAUCGGGGGAUCUGGUGUUGGCCCGGACCGCUAUGCGAAUCUGCCCCGACUACCUGAAACAGAAGGAAGAGGAGAAGGAGUGCGACAAGCUGCAUCUUUGUCGCCUCUACCUGCAGGGCAAGUGCUGGGCUGCCCGGGGCAGGGGUGCUCCCUGCAAAUUCUCUCAUGACACCUCCUCAGAGCAUAACAAGGCCGUGCUGAAGGCGCACGAGAUUUUUGGACUUGAAGAUGACGAACUGAAGGUCCUUCUUCUCCAGAAUGAUCACUCGCUUCUGCCUGAGGUGUGUAUAAAAUAUCUGCAUUCCACCUGCGAUCGAGAAAACGGUUGCACUCGGCUGCACGUCUGCGGUUAUUUCACUCGCGGCGAGUGUAGCAGCGCUAACUGCAGGCGCUCUCACUGCCUCUUGGAAUCCAGCACAGACUUAGUGAUGAAGCAGAGCCGCCAUUCUCUGGUGUCCAUUGAGAACUUCCAGAUGCUGUGUGUGAUCAAGUGCAACGAGGCAGUCAAUGUGCCCAAGAAGGGGGCUAAUAAUGGAGCGCAGUGUGGCCCCUCAGGAGCUGGGAGAGGCAGAGGCAGGGGCAGGGGCAGAGGGAGGGGCAAAUACCAGAGAACAAGAGGCACGCAAGGGCGCGGCCCCCGUAGAGGCUCCAGAAGCUCCAGCACCCCAGGGAGUCGGUGCAGUACACCAGACAAAUUAGAUGCCGAGGAUGAUGAAGAUGGAGUAUUUGAUCCGCCUUCAGGUGACAAAGAAGAAAAAUCUGCAGCAGCGUCUGGUCCAAGUUCAUCCGUCGGGUCUACAGAAUGGUCCUCAGCACCCCAACCCAAACCCAGAAUAUUAUCAUUGAAUAGAAAUGCUUCAUCGGAAUCCAGUACCCAGGAAGCCAACAGCAGUCGAGAACGCCACAAAGCAACUGGUUCCAUAUCGAAGGGACAAGGAGCCAACUCUGCUAUUAUCAGUCCAAAUAACCAUAUACCCACUGGGACUGGGCAGCAGAAGCCCAACUCUGCCAUCAUCAGUCCGACCACCAUCUAUAAUAGCAUGUACACAACCAAGGACACUACAUCUCUGGGGCAGAAGGUCAGCUCUACCACCACCAGGAUUGGCAACACAGCCACUGGCGCUGCAUCUAUGGAGCAGAAAGUCAACUCUACCACCACCAACCCUGCCAUGUACCCAACCACCAGAACUACAUCUGUGGGGCAGAAAGUCAACUCUACCCUCCCUACAACUUCCACAUACAUAGCCACUGGCACUGCAUCUAUGGAGCAGAAAGUCAACUCUACCACCACCAACCCUGGUAUGUACCCAGCCAUUGGAACUACAUCUGUGGGGCAGAAAGUCAACUCUACCCUCCCUACAACUUCCACAUACAUAGCCACUGGCACUGCAUCUAUGGAGCAGAAAGUCAACUCUACCACCACCAACCCUGGUAUGUACCCAGCCAUUGGAACUACAUAUGUGGAGCAGAAAGUCAACUCUACCACCACCAACCCUGGUAUGUACCCAACCAUUGGAACUACAUAUGUGGAGCAGAAAGUCAACUCUACCCUCCCCGCAACUCCCACAUAUAGAGCCACUGGUGCUGCAUCUAUGGAGCAGAAAGUCAACUCUACCACCACCAAUCCUGCCAUGUACCCAACCACCAGAACUACAUCUGUGGCACAGAAGGUCAACUCUACCACCACCAAUCCUACCAUCUACCCACCCACCAGAACCUCAUCUAUGGAGCAGAAAGUCAACUCUACCACAACCAAUCCUGCCAUGUACCCAACCACCGGAACUACAUCUGUGGCACAGAAGGUCAACUCUACCAUCUAUCCACCCACCAGAAACACAUCUAUGGAGCAGAAAGUCAGCUCUACCACCACCAAUCCUGGCAUGUACCCAACCACUGGAACUACAUAUGUGGAGCAGAAAGUCAACUCUACCCUCCCCGCAACUCCCACGUAUAGAGCCACUGGUGCUGCAUCUAUGGAGCAGAAAGUCAACUCUACCACCACCAAUCCUGCCAUGUACCCAACCACCAGAACUACAUCUGUGGCACAGAAGGUCAACUCGGCCGCCAUUGUUAAUUCAGCCAUUGCCAUCAAUAUGAAUAUUGAAUACAGCGAGAUCUGUCUCCACCACAUCUGGAAGCACUGCAGGCUUGGAAACAAGUGUGGUGAGAUGCAUUAUCACUUGCCCUACCGCUGGCAGGAGAAUCUGGGCGCCGGGUGGCAAGACCUUUCUCACAUGGAUGCCAUAGAGAGGGCAUUCUGCCAGCCUAAGAACGACAGUUAUUCUGGAGUUGACUUUGCAUCAAUGACGUACAGGCCGAUCCGCAUCCGCCGACUCGCCACGCCUUCAUCGGCCACGAGAUCCCUCGAGUUUGUCCUGACCACGGAGUGGCUCUGGUACUGGCAGGACGAACUGGGAACGUGGAUCGAGUAUGGAAAAUGCAACACAAAGCAGGUGGGUGCCUCAAUAACCUCCUCGGACUUGGAGUCCAUCUAUCUCGCUGAUAAAACAGCCGUGGUCCCGUUCCAGGCCGGAGGUCAACACUAUGAAAUCAGCUUCAAAGACAUGAUUCAGAGAAAUAUUAAGUACACGACUCAGAGGCGAAUCCGCCGGAGGCCCAAGUACCAGUCGUCUGAAGAUGUGCAGAAACUCAAGGGGACCACAAAACCAAUAGCGAGCAGUUCUCCCCUGAAGAAUGGAAAUUACCCUUCAGACUGGGACGCCUCUGCCCUGCCCGACAUAGGGUCUAUGUUGGUGCCCGUCCGUGAGAGUUCCCAUGAGUACACGCAGAUCCUCGGCCUCUUCAAUAAGACCAUGUCUGGCCAAACAGUGAAGAUCCAGCGCAUCCAGAACAAGUCUCUCUGGGAGGUCUACCAGUGGCAAAAGGUGCAGAUGCAGAAGGCAAACCCGGGAAAGGGAGUGAGCGAGAUGCAGCUGUUCCACGGGACCGACCCGUCUCACCGAGCUGCAAUCUGCCACCAGAACUUUGACUGGCGAGUGUGCGGCACUAACGGAACUGUAUAUGGUCAAGGGAGUUACUUUGCCAGAGACGCUUCCUACUCCCAUAACUACUCAGUCCCCACAGCUACAGGCAGGAGAAUGAUGUUUGUGGCACGGGUGCUGGUGGGAGACUAUGUGAGGGGAGACCCCACCAUGAAGCGGCCCCCCCUGAGACCCGGCAGCGCCACCCAAUGCUACGACAGCUGCGUGGAUACUUUCUACAAUCCUUCCAUCUUCGUGGUGUUUGAAAAACAUCAGAUUUACCCAGAAUAUCUCCUGGAGUACGAGCCAAAGAAAGAGGAAAAGUCGUGCUGUAUCAGUUAGAACCUCGGACUUUUGGACCCUAAGACUCGACAACGUCCAGCGAUAGCUGAAAGAUAUGGGAAAGAUUUACAUUAAUGUGAAAAAAAAAAAAAAAAAAUAGAUUUCUGGGACAUUGAGAUUGAAAUCCUCAGGGAAAAAAAAAAAUAUAUGAUAAAAUAGACUAGUAAUGACUGAAUCACGUAGACUGAAAUCAGCGGUUUGAUUGGUUGCUAUGGGUUACUAGACUUUUACUUCAUUCCCUAGACAUACAGGUCACUUUAUAACCUGUGUGGCCAAAUACACGUUAUACAUGACCCCCAACCUCUAGGGGGGGGUUGCUGCUUAUACUCUCUUGCCCUGCAGUCUGUAGCAUGUUGCCCCGGGUUGCAAAACUACAUCUCCCAGCAUGCUUUGAGCUUUGAUAAGACGCUGGAAGUUGCAGCCGGGCAGUGUUUGGUUAACCCAUGGUUGAAGAAAUCUAUCACGGUUUCCCUUUGAAAAGGCUGACAAUCUAUAACAAGCACUUUAAGCAAAGAAAAGGCAGAUUUGGGGGGGCAUCUGUGCUAUUUUUGCUUCCCCUCAUUUCAAAAUAUUAUUUACUGUAUUUAUUCAUAUUGAUAUGUUCUGUGUACUUUCUGAAAUUCUCAUAAUUCUCAUUAUUCUCAUAAUAAAUCCUAUUUGGUGCUAAA
Xenopus tropicalis (tropical clawed frog) is the source of this 4246-nucleotide messenger RNA. It is a transcript of the gene zc3av1, whose product is annotated as zinc finger CCCH-type antiviral protein 1. The coding region runs from base 108 to 3578 and encodes 1156 amino acids. Gene Ontology annotation, molecular function: glycosyltransferase activity; NAD+ poly-ADP-ribosyltransferase activity; transferase activity. The transcript has 13 exons. NCBI's taxonomy places the organism in Eukaryota, Metazoa, Chordata, Amphibia, Anura, Pipidae. Gene Ontology annotation, cellular component: cytoplasm; nucleus. The record is from RefSeq and is a predicted model, not a curated record.